Molecule: messenger RNA, 918 nt
Organism: Alternaria atra
Lineage: Eukaryota; Fungi; Ascomycota; Dothideomycetes; Pleosporales; Pleosporaceae
Exons: 1
Coding region: 1-918 (305 amino acids)
Molecular function (GO): acyltransferase activity, transferring groups other than amino-acyl groups
Source: RefSeq, a predicted model, not a curated record
AUGACCAGCGUACUGAAAGGCGGCUUCGGCUCGCCAAAUGGUACGCCAUUACUCGCGACCAACUCCGGCACCGAGUUCGUCAAUACCGUCUGCCCGCUCAAAGGCGCCCUGGAUGGCUACGACAACACGAUACCAUGCAGCAAGCAGAAGAUACACAUCCCACAGAACUUCUGUGAUGCCAUGGCCGUCCGCGAAGAGGUUUACGGUGAGCAAGGUGUACCUCUCGAGGCCGAGUUCGACGAAGACGAUGCCCGCAGCUGGCACUGGGUCGCCUAUGCUUCCGUUGCCACACACGCAACCCACCCACCGAAGAUGAUGCGCCGCUCCGACUCUGGCAACACACCGGCUGACGACGCUCGCCGCGCCUCUGCCACCGCCACCCGCGUUCCCGUUGCGACGAUUCGCCUCAUUCCCCCGCCCCACGGCCCCAACAAGUACGUCGACGAGGGCAAGACGGACAAACAUGCCGAUGCAGACCCACCGGGCGAGGAGCAGGAGAGUAAGCACCCAGCUGAGCCCUACAUCAAGCUUGGCAGACUUGCAGUAUUAGCACCAUACCGCAGUCUCGGCCUCGCUAAACUCCUCGUCAACGCUGCGCUCGACUACGCCAUGAUGAACCCCGACCAAAUCUACCGACCUCUAUCUCCUACCGCUUUGGAGAUGGCGCAGAUCCUGGGCAACAACAAAGAGCGCGAGAUCACCUGGCAAGGCCUUGUUAUGAUCCACGCCCAAGCCAACUUGCAGAGCAUGUGGGAGAAGCACGGCUUCCAUGAGGAACUGAAAAACGACGACGGCGAAGUCGAAAUACUAGCAGAGCCCCACUGGAUCGAGGAAGGCAUCGAGCACGUCGGCAUGUGGAAGAGGCUCCCUGUAGAAAAGCGAAAGAGGUUAUCUCUAUCCUCCCUCGAGUCCUCCUGA